Messenger RNA from Parathielavia appendiculata, 972 nucleotides. RefSeq lists its product as uncharacterized. The transcript has a single exon. The coding region runs from base 1 to 972 and encodes 323 amino acids. The record is from RefSeq and is a predicted model, not a curated record. Gene Ontology annotation, biological process: mitochondrial gene expression; mRNA stabilization. Gene Ontology annotation, cellular component: mitochondrion. Lineage: Eukaryota; Fungi; Ascomycota; Sordariomycetes; Sordariales; Chaetomiaceae.
AUGGCGUCUGCUUCCACGCUGCGGGCUGUCCGCUGCUCCACCUGCAGUGCGUCGACCCUGCGGCUGUUCAUUGGCAACUUUGCAGACGUCCAGGGUCGCGAGUCAGUGACGAUUUCGAAAAGCAGACGUUUCGCCCCGACUGCCGCCGCGGCAUUCUCAACUUUCCGGCCUACCCCGCGUUGGUUCGGAAGCCCGGCGCUCGAAGAAAGCGCAAAGCAGCAGCGGGACGAUGAUGAUCAAGACGCCGAUGCAUCCUCUCAGACCACCUCGUCAGAUGUACCCUGGUAUCUCCAAGUCGAGCCACCGAGACACCCGACACUAAUCCAUGAACCGGCGCCGCUACCAGAGGUCCCCGAUGGCGCCCCCAAGCUGAUGGAGCCGCUCCUCAAAUAUGUGGCCGACGAACUAGGCUUGGACGACCUGUCGCUGCUCGACCUGCGCGAGAUGGAUCCGCCGCCGGCGCUUGGACCGGAUUUGUUGAUGCUUUUUGGGACAGCCCGCAGUGAGCGCCAUCUUCACGUUUCGGCAGAUCGACUUGUUCGAUGGCUGCGCGGCCGCGGCAUCGCCGCCACUGCAGAUGGGCUGCUCGGUCGGAACGAGCUCAAGAUCAAGCUCAGGCGUCUUGCCCGCAAGGCGAAGCUGUUGGGAAACUCUGGGGUCAUGCGCGGCGGAGACGACGGUAUCAGCACGGGCUGGGUGUGUGUCAAUCUCGGCUUGGUUGGGGGGUCGCAUCAGGAGGUGGAGAUGGUGGACGAGCAGGGCAGGCAGAUGGGCUUUGGUGUGCCACGGACGGGGAGCACCAUCGUGGUUCAAUUGCUGACCGAACCUCGGAGAGAUGAUUUGGAUUUGGAGUCGUUUUGGAGGGACAUGCUGCAGAAAAGCCUGUCGAAAACGAAUUCAUUGAGGGCCGCUAACGCUUCGAAAGCAGCUCGUCUCAACUCGUCAUUACCGGCGCGGCCAACCCAUGACUAG